Messenger RNA from Ceratitis capitata (Mediterranean fruit fly), 1613 nucleotides. It is a transcript of the gene Ahcy, whose product is annotated as adenosylhomocysteinase. The record is from RefSeq and is a predicted model, not a curated record. The transcript has 6 exons. NCBI's taxonomy places the organism in Eukaryota, Metazoa, Arthropoda, Insecta, Diptera, Tephritidae. Gene Ontology annotation, cellular component: cytosol. Bases 115 to 1410 code for a protein of 431 amino acids. Gene Ontology annotation, biological process: L-methionine cycle. Gene Ontology annotation, molecular function: adenosylhomocysteinase activity.
UUUAUAAUAAACGCGUGUUGACUUUUUGGUCAGACACAGUCAGAUUCAAAUUCACUUUCUGCUCCAUCUCCAUUUGUGCCGGUUGUGUGUCUUAUUCAAACAUCCUAAAUCAUAAUGAAGCCACAAUACAAAGUUGCUGAUAUCGGCCUUGCUGAGUGGGGACGAAAAGCCAUCAUCAUUGCCGAGAACGAGAUGCCUGGCCUGAUGUCUAUUCGCAAGAAGUAUGGCCCACAGAAGAUUCUGAAAGGUGCACGUAUUGCUGGUUGCCUCCAUAUGACAGUGCAAACAGCCGUGUUAAUAGAAACCCUUACCGAAUUGGGUGCUGAAGUUCAGUGGUCAAGCUGUAAUAUAUUCAGUACACAAGAUCAUGCUGCUGCAGCUAUUGCUAAAACCGGUGUGCCAGUCUAUGCCUGGAAAGGUGAAACUGAUGAAGAAUAUUUAUGGUGCAUUGAGCAGACUUUGGUCUUUUCUGAUGGUCAGCCUUUGAAUUUGAUCCUUGAUGAUGGUGGGGAUUUGACCAAUUUGGUGCAUGAGAAAUUCCCACAGUACCUGAAGGACAUCAAAGGUUUGAGCGAGGAGACCACAACCGGUGUACAUAAUUUAUAUAAAAUGAUGAAGGAGGGUCGCCUUGGUGUACCAGCUAUCAAUGUUAAUGACUCGGUGACCAAGAGCAAAUUCGAUAAUCUUUAUGGUUGUCGUGAGUCCUUAAUUGAUGGCAUUAAGCGUGCCACUGAUGUCAUGAUUGCUGGAAAAGUGUGUUGUGUUGCCGGCUAUGGUGAUGUUGGCAAAGGUUGUGCGCAAGCACUACGUGGUUUCGGUGGACGCGUCAUCAUUACCGAAAUCGAUCCCAUUAUUGCAUUACAAGCUGCUAUGGAAGGAUAUGAAGUGACUACCAUGGAAGAAGCCUGCAAAGAAGCCACCAUCUUUGUAACAACAACGGGCUGCAAAGACAUCAUCACCGGCGUUCAUUUCGAACACAUGCCGGAUGAUGCGAUCGUUUGCAAUAUUGGUCAUUUCGAUUGUGAAAUUGAUGUUGCCUGGUUGAAUGCUAACGCGAAAGAAAAAAUUAAUAUUAAGCCACAAGUUGACCGUUACACUCUAUCCAAUGGUAAACACAUAAUCUUGUUGGCCGAAGGUCGUUUAGUAAACUUAGGUUGUGCGCAUGGUCAUCCCAGCUUUGUCAUGUCCAAUUCAUUCAGUAAUCAAGUACUGGCCCAAAUUGAAUUGUGGACCAAAGCUGAUAAGUACAAUGUUGAUGUUCACAUGCUGCCGAAAAUACUCGACGAAGAAGUAGCCAGCCUGCAUUUGGAAAAAUUGGGAGUGAAAUUGACGAAAUUAAGUGAUGAUCAAUCCAAAUACUUGGGUGUAUCAAAAACUGGUCCAUUCAAGCCGGAUCAUUACAGAUACUAAAGCGGAAGAAUUUAGUUUCUAGAUAGCAGCAUCAUUGGAGAUUGUACAUUUGUCUAUUACAUCUAAUUAAUUGGCUUUCAUUUUUUUAGUUUGCAUUUUUGAAAUGAUAACGUUCUAAAGCUAUAAAGUGUAUUACAGAGAUAAUGUCGACAGGCACGUACUUGAUAAGAAUGUUUCAAAAUAAAAAAUUUACUAUAACAUAA